This is a messenger RNA of Symbiodinium sp. CCMP2592, 321 nucleotides long. Lineage: Eukaryota; Dinophyceae; Suessiales; Symbiodiniaceae. The record is from the annotation of a GenBank genome assembly.
AUGCCGGUGAUUGGGGCAGCCUGGCUGAUGGCGCGUCCAAUCUUCGGGAUCGUGCUGCUUUUGGCCGCUGCAGCCGUUGUGUUCUUGGCGCACAGCCUCCGGAAGAAGUACCGAAGCAAUCCACGCUCUCCAAGGAUCGACGAGCCUUUCAUGACCGGGCCGACCCCGCAAGUGCAGGUGGCACAGCAAGUCCAGGUGACGUGCCCUCCGAAUGUCCAGCCCGGUCAGUUUCUGCUUGUGCAGGGACCCGGGGGCCAGCAGUGCCAAGUUCAAGUGCCUCCUGGGGUGCAACCCGGGCAGGUCUUCAUCGCGAACGUCUGA